GUGUAUUUGUCCAACGGUGUCUGAUACUGUGUAAUGAUAAAUUGAUUAUGUGAAUAUUAGCAGUUCAGUUUGUACGAAAGAGGAAAAGAGUGAAAUUUAUAGAGUGAUUGAUUAAUCAUGGCAAGGGAAGGAGACAGGUAUCGAAAUUUAUCCGCGAGACUUUUGGUCGAGGAUGCUACAUUAGUUGUACUGAACGUACCGAGCGGUACAGAAUUUGGAAUCGAUUUAAAAUCGUGGAAUACAGAUCAUAAUUUUAAAGGCAUAAAAAUGAUUCCACCAGGAUUUCAUUAUGUCCAUUACAGUGCUGUAAAUGAAUUUGGAGAAACAGCACCCAAAAUUGGUUUUCUUCAUACAUUUAAGAAAUCUGAAUUUUUAGUCAGACGUUGGGAUACAAAAGAGGAAGACCUCAGUUCAGAAGUUGUACCAGAGGAAUUAGUUCAAAAGCUAAAAGAUAAUUUGAAAGAAUUAAAUAGGUAUCUGGGUUCUUAUCCUUUUGAUAUAUGGACCCAAUGGAAAGAAUUAACAAAUCAUGUUAGUCCUUCGCUAAUUGAACGUUGUUCACCCAUAUGUGGUUUUGUACGGUCAGCAUUAGAAUUAGAGCCUUGUAGCGAUGCUAUGAGACCAAGAGGUGGAGUGUCAUACCCAAAAAAAAGAAGAAGUGCAAUCACUACAGAAGCAAAAGAGGAAGAACUACUUCCUGAUUUGAAACCUAGACCUGGUACAGAGUUGAGACUGUCCAAAUUGCCUGAUAAAAAUUAUCCAGACGGUGCAUCUCCUACUGAAAUUACAAGGCAUUCCCUUGAUUCCAGUUAUGCAUUAAAUACUCUUAUCAAUACAUUAACAAAACCUAUGGAGAUCAUUGGUGAAUUGCAAUUGGUAUUUGUUUGUUUUCUGGUUGGUCAAAAUCUCGAUGCUUUUGAACACUGGAAAAAGCAAAUAUAUCUUAUUUGCGGUGCCGAUUCCGCGAUAUCGGAGCGUCGCGAUAUUUAUUUCGAAUUUAUGAAAGCAAUAGAAAUUCAGUUAACGCACGUGCCCGAAGAUAUGCUUUGCGAUAUUGUGGUUAAUAAUAAUUUUGUUUACUACAAUCUACGCAUACUGUUUGCAAACAUCGAGAUCAAUUCCGAAGUGGAUGGGCAUUUAAAGUCUUACGCCUCGCGAUUCUGCGAACGGCUAACUAGGAAGUUCUCGUGGGAUUUUUGUAAUUUACAGGAUGAAAAUGAAGAUGAAGCGCCCGUGGUAGUUUCCUUGGAAUAAAAAUCCGUGUACGUUUGUAACAUGAAUGAAGGUAUUACCAAGAAUUAUAUAAAACAGCACAUACUCAUUCUCUGUAAAUAUUUAUUAAAGUGUACAUAGGAUACUACAUUAGAAAUUAUAAUCCGUAUUUUCACAUGUAUUUUUUAAUAAGACGCGUAGAAUAUUAAAAUGUAUGUCAGAGUACAAAGUUUAAUAUACGAAUAAAUCAGUCCAUUAUUUUGAAUUGCGCUUCUAUGGACGCAGGCUGAUGACGAAUAUUUCUUAAUGAUUUUAAACAGAUGUAAAACCAACAAUU
Colletes gigas is the source of this 1549-nucleotide messenger RNA. Its product is annotated as protein AAR2 homolog. The coding region runs from base 118 to 1254 and encodes 378 amino acids. Gene Ontology annotation, biological process: spliceosomal tri-snRNP complex assembly. The transcript has 5 exons. Lineage: Eukaryota; Metazoa; Arthropoda; Insecta; Hymenoptera; Colletidae. The record is from RefSeq and is a predicted model, not a curated record.